AAGCACACAAUGGUAAUGCGAGGAGAGUUCUCAACGAGAGUUCUAGUUUAGAUAUCAUACGAAUAGCAAGACAACAGAUUGAGCUAUGCUUCUCCCAGCGCUGAGGCAUGUAGUGCGGUGUGGUUAUAGAGAUGCAGGCAAAAGAUUCCAACAGAUCCAACGAACACCUUUUAGGCAGUGGGUUCUGCAAAGAGGACAAAACACUGUGGUUUCCGAAGCUGGGUCCGCACAUGCAACCGCGGCAACACCCAACUCAGCGACAAAUCGAAUUGUAGGUCAAUGGCUGGUGGGAUGCAGUGGGCUCGUGUUGGGGGCUGUUGUCUUGGGAGGCGUAACCAGGCUGACAGAGUCAGGCCUCUCCAUGGUGGAUUGGCACUUGGUGAAGGAGAUGAAGCCACCUCGGACACAGGCUGAGUGGGAAGCCGAGUUUUCCAAAUACCAGCAGUUUCCCGAGUUCAAAAUAAUGAACCAUGACAUGACCCUGACUGAGUUCAAGUUCAUCUUCUACAUGGAGUGGGGACACCGCAUGUGGGGCAGGCUGGUGGGGUUAGCAUACAUCCUCCCUGCCAUGUAUUUCUGGAAGAAAGGUUACUUUACCCGUAAGAUGAAGGUUCAAGCUUUGGGCCUGUGUGGUUUUGUCUUCUUCCAGGGACUUCUCGGCUGGUACAUGGUGAAGAGUGGGCUGGAGAACAAGCCAGAGUCCUAUGAUGUUCCCCGCGUGAGCCAGUACAGACUGGCUUCCCACCUGGGCUCAGCCCUGGUGCUCUACUGUGCCAGCCUGUGGAUGGGCCUCGCGCUCAUGCGGCCUGCAAACAAGCUUCCCAACACCAGGGGUAUCGUGCUGCUGCGGAGGUUUGCCAAGGGAACGGGUGCUCUGGUCUUCCUAACAGCUCUCUCGGGGGCCUUCGUCGCUGGCCUCGACGCUGGCUUGGUGUAUAACUCUUUCCCAAAGAUGGGUGACUACUGGAUCCCUGAUGACCUGCUGGCCUUCUCCCCGGCAGUCAGGAAUGUGUUUGAGAACCCCACCACUGUUCAGUUUGACCACCGUCUACUGGGCAUUGGUUCAUUAGCAGCCAUCACAAGCCUCUACCUUUUCUCAAGGCGCAUGCAUCUGCCCAGGAGGGCAAAGAUUGCAAUUGGCUGUCUCACAGCCAUGGCAUAUACACAGGUGGUCCUUGGUAUCAGCACCUUACUCCUGUACGUGCCCACACCCCUGGCAGCCACCCACCAAACUGGAUCGGUCGCACUGCUUACCUUUGCCAUCUGGGUCCUCUCCGAACUGCGCAAGGUGGCCAAGUAAAUCACGUGUCUUAAUUUCCACCUCACUCCCUCCUUUGCCUGGUAGGCACCUCUGUCUGCUCUGGAGAGACUUAAAAUCAUUAAGUGAAAGAUUUGACCUCCAGCACCAGGUUUAUUCCACUUACUUAUUCAGGGCAGAAUCACAAAGGGGUAUUAUAUUUCUGCUGAGAUCAUUCAUUAUAGGUGAUGAAAAACACACCUUGCUGCUUUGGUGCCGACGGUGUCGGGAGGAGAUCUGUCCUGCAGAGCGAUCUUUGAAUACUGUAUGCAAUUUUAUAUCAUCUUGACAAUGAAACAUUUUAAUGUUGUGCACAUUGACAGCUCAUGACUUAUUGAUUUCCCUGGAGAAAGCUAACAUAAGACUUCUUGCACUGUGCAGUAGAUGGGUAAGGUGAAUGCGGCUAUAUUAAAAUGGUGUCGCCCAGUAGAGCAGCAAGGCAUUUACAUCAUGAAAUGACAGAAUGCAAAUCUAAUCUAAUAGAUUUAGUUUUCUGUGACAGACUGGGCAAAGUGCAUUAUACACAACUUUGUAUGUGUAUGUUUGGAAAGCUGCUGGGUUGAUUCAAAACAGCCCGGCUUCAGGGCCGUCUGAAGUUUGUAGAGCUGUGUUCAUUGUAUAUAUGUAUAUGAAGUUAUUAAUUUUGUAAUAAAUUUAAAUGGCAAUGUUUCUUUAUAAUGUCUGUCUGAAAAUUACACAGAGCUUCCAUUACACAGAGUUGUAAAUAGUCUCAUUCCAGAUUGAGUUCACAUUUUCGUUUGGUUUUGUAUUUUUUGUAUCUUGUAAAACAACUCAUCUAAAGUGGUGUGUUCACAGGGUAUAUAAAAAGGCAUUAGGGAAAAACUACACUCCACAUUUAUUGCAUAGCAACUGAGAUUUUUUUUUAUUGUCUUUGUACAAAAUAUACAUGUUUUUGUUUUGAAUGCAGUGCAACCAGUUGAGGCUAGCUAAAACAACAGUUAAUACAACAGAUUAUCAGUUUAAUUUGCUCUAAACACGGUACAUGCGAAUAUGGACAGGUACCACUGGUAUGGUUACCUACUAACCAGUAUUUUGAGCAAGUCUGCCACUCAUUGAUGCUAAACUGGAAAAAAAAAAAUCUACAAUUAGGAAAAUCCAUAAAGUGGCACAGACUAGGGCCCUGACUAUUAUAGCACAAAGAAUUACCAUUAGGUGAUGGAGCAGGAACUAUUGUGAACAUGGAGUGACAUGUGUCUAAGGAUGCCCAACAAAAGGGUUUUGUUGUUGUUUGCCAUAGCAGAAAAUGUCACCUGUGAUCAACUAUAGUUCUUGGUGCACAUGUUAACACCUACUAUUUAACAACUGCUAGACCUUCAAGUCAGUCAACAUAUGGAGGCUAAAAGAAUGCCUGGAAAAUCCAUGUGUGAGUGCCUAUUGGUGAUGACUUCGGUACCCAGAGUUCCAGGCACGAUCUUUUCUCCAGUGGUGCUCUCUUUGUUGGGCUUCCUUCACUUUUGGAAGAUGGGAUGUUUGUGCUUUUUUUGGCUUAAAUUACUGCUGGGAUACAUUUCAUUAAUAGUGGUAAAUAAAACUUCCAUUAAUUAUUAUUUUUCCUAUAUGGCCAUGAUCUUUAAUGUGUCCUAGUUGCAUGGUUGGUGGAUGGGGCAGUCACACUGGAGUUAUGCUUGAUGUACCUGAUGCUGAAAAGUUGUGGAAUGUUCAUUUGAGAUGGGCUCCACCUUGCUUUCACUUUCCUGAUGUGACCUGCUCUUGAUUAAAAACAUAUAUCAGUAUUCUGUAUUGACACAAUAACUAGGGCCCAACCAGGAAAAGGGAAGGUAGAGUUAAUACUCAAAGGUUUGAGAAACACUGCACAAACGUCUCUGGUAGCAAGUACUGCAUCACAGGUUCCAAACCAUAUGAAUGUCAGUAUUGCUUGUUCUCAGAUUCUAUUAUAUCCCAACUUUUUACUGCUUUGCAUUCUUGAAGUCUUGGUAUUGCCAUGGUAAGUCAAUUGCAAUAGGCAAACAUAAUGCAUUUCAGCAUCUACAACUGCUUGUCUGUGGGCCAGGGGGAAGAGUUCUUCUCUUAAGUGGAAAAGACAGACCUUCUGCAGUAUAUGUUCUUUUAAAGUAAUUCAAAUGAAUUCACUGGUGUUAGAUGGGAUCAUUUGCAUAAACAGCUGCUUGGAGCUUUGAAUGCUGAAUUGUGUGGUCAAUACAAGCAUCCAUGCAAAAAAAAUAAAAAAUAAUAAAAAAUAAAAAAUCAUCACUAACGGUGUUUCCACUGUUAACACUAGGAGCUGCCCACUAAUAGUUUAUAUGAUUACAUGUUUGUUUAGUGAUUAAUACUGGUACGCUUUAGUCACAAGUUAUUGCUUAUAUUAUUUAAGGAUAUUUCACUGCACGUCUACAUACUGGGUGGAGCUUAUAAAUAAAUCUAGGUUAGAAAAUUUCAUCUGUCUGAUUCUGAUGUGCACUUCAUGUUUCUUGAGAUGUCAUACAAUAUGUAGAUCUCAUUGCUUAAAAAGCGAACCCAAUACAAUAGGUCCAAUUGCAAUAUUCAGCAAUAAUCAUGACUGAACCACUUAAACAUCCCAUUAUUGAUAACUGCUAGCAUGCAUAUUUAAACUUCUACCAUGUGACAGAUUGUUCCUGUUCUAAUUUUCAGCAGUGUGUUUAUGACUCAGUAGUCAUUAAUUAUACUUAACAAUUAACAAAGUAAUUCAAUAUUUCUGCUAACAUUGGCAUGUGUCAUACUGCAAAUCACUCAGAACUUUUCUCCAGUAGAUAGUGUUUCCUUCUAUGCACUUGAAUGACUCAAAUUUUGAUUUUUCAAUUGUUUAGAUGAUUUUAGAUUACUGAACACAUCCCCUCUCAAGUACUCAAUCUAAAUCUCCACACUGUGGAACCAUGGGCCCCAAUCUCAUGGAUUUUGGACUUAUGUUCUGUGUCUUUUACUGAAGUAGUAAACAUCAUCACAUCAAAUGUACAAGGCCACACAGCUGCUAGCAUAUAAAAAGUGCUAGGGGACUUCAGCUCGAUAUGGUUAACAUCAACGGCAAAAUAUGAUCCUGGAAGCACGGUGUACACUGACACUGUUGCUCUAAUUUAUAUGUUAUUAUGUAUUACUGCCACUGGCAUUCAGACGGAAAGGGGUUCAUUACCUGAUCCAAUCGUUCAGGCUCUUGCUCUCCAGGACUGGUUAGAGGCAUAUAAUUUAUCUUAAUACAAAUUACAGAAUAAAUUACACCGUCAUAGCCAGUAGACCUAUUAUUAUCGAAGAUCCAAAGUUAUAAUAAAAUUUAAAACAGUUACAAUUCAACAUACCUUUCAUCCCAUAUGUAGCAUAUGCUCUUUUAAUUUAGAUAAAAAAUAUGUAAUCAAAAUAAUUCCUCUUUCAUUUAUGUCAUCACAUUCAUGUUUUAGUAAUUCCACAAGCAAAGUCUGCUGCAGCCUGCAUCUCAAGAUCUGGAAGUUCGCAAAAGUGUGUAGCGUCACUCUUAUAAUAAAUGACAGAAAGCCCUUCAGCCUCUUGACUUUCUUGGUAAAGAGCACAUUAAGUCCAUGAGUCUGCAAGUCCAGAGAAGACCAGAGAUUUAGAUUUAUGAUAUUUAAAUCUCAGCUCAUACCUUGUUCUGCUGUACAUACUUUUACUUACCCCAAAUAAAAUCUUCAUUUCAA
Electrophorus electricus (electric eel) is the source of this 4941-nucleotide messenger RNA. It is a transcript of the gene cox15, whose product is annotated as cytochrome c oxidase assembly factor COX15. The record is from RefSeq and is a predicted model, not a curated record. Gene Ontology annotation, biological process: heme A biosynthetic process. Lineage: Eukaryota; Metazoa; Chordata; Actinopteri; Gymnotiformes; Gymnotidae. Gene Ontology annotation, molecular function: oxidoreductase activity, acting on NAD(P)H, heme protein as acceptor. Gene Ontology annotation, cellular component: mitochondrial inner membrane.